Messenger RNA from Archocentrus centrarchus (flier cichlid), 1165 nucleotides. Its product is annotated as forkhead box protein D1-like. The record is from RefSeq and is a predicted model, not a curated record. Gene Ontology annotation, molecular function: RNA polymerase II cis-regulatory region sequence-specific DNA binding; DNA-binding transcription factor activity, RNA polymerase II-specific. Gene Ontology annotation, biological process: cell differentiation; anatomical structure morphogenesis; regulation of transcription by RNA polymerase II. NCBI's taxonomy places the organism in Eukaryota, Metazoa, Chordata, Actinopteri, Cichliformes, Cichlidae.
UUUUGUGAAUGAAAAGGAACGACGGCGUCGGCCCUUUCUGUCCUAGACAGGCACUGAUCUCUCCCGUUGGGGCCGCCGUCCCACUGGACAGUCUGGAUCAUGACCUUGGACAGCAAACCCAUGGAUGUGGCGGACACUGAAGUCGAAGGUCAGGCGGACUGCAGAGAAGCUGUGAGGAGUACAGAUUCAUCAGUGUUCAGGGAGAGUAAUGUAGACUUGGAGCGACGGCCUUCAUCCUUCACUCCUGACGUGCAGGGUGAGGAAGACUUUGAAGUCCGGCUCCGGGAGGGUCCGGGGAGGAGAAUUGCCUCGGUGAAGCCUCCGUAUUCGUAUAUCGCUCUCAUUACCAUGGCCAUCCUCCAGAGCCAAAAGAGGCUCACCCUCAGUGAGAUAUGUGAUUUUAUCAGCCAGCGUUUCGUGUAUUAUCGGGAAAAGUUCCCUUCGUGGCAAAACUCAAUCCGCCACAACUUGUCUUUGAAUGACUGCUUUGUCAAAAUGCCCCGGGAGCCCGGGAAUCCAGGCAAGGGGAAUUAUUGGACUCUGGAUCCCAUGUCGGCAGAUAUGUUUGAAAACGGGAGUUUUCUUCGUCGGAGGAAACGCUUUAAGAGGCAAUUUAUAUUUGGUACCGCUGAAGGCUCCAGGGCGCAGGAGCGCAGUCUGAUGCCUGUGAUUCCUCUCCUCGGAGCGCGCAGGGUGGUCUCUAGUCUCCAGAGUCCCGAUUUGUAUCAGGAUGUUGGAACUGGUUUAGGAUCACGGGUUAUCUCCAGCAUCACACCUGUAAGCAGCAUCAUACCCACACUUUCCUCGAUCCUCUCCAAGAAUUUCCCUUCUUGUCAAAACUUUGAACAUUUCGACCCCGGAUGCUGCGUUGCUGUCCCGUCUUUGGCUCCAAACUCCUGCCUUAUGCAUCCCGUCUCACUCCACGGAAUAAUGCCCAACUUCACUCUUUCCCAGCUGCCAGUUUUUCCACCGGGAUCUUAAAAGUUUCGUCUGAUUUAAUUUAAUCUGAUGACGCCUGCCUGCUUCGAACUCACGGAGAACAACAAGGCCACCAUAUUUAAUUUGAUUCCUUAAAUGUUUUCAACAACGGAUGUUUUCAUAUUUUUCUGUGUGUUUAUAAUAAAAAUGGCUGAUUUUAAUUUAGUGUCUGUGUACUUUUAAUUAA